UAAUAACGCGUAGAUUUUGGAGUUCAGCUGAAACUUCUAUGUUACUUCUGUUUUUUUCUUUUUGAGUUAAAAGUCAGUCUUUCUAUCUUAUAUAAAGCAUCCAUGGCGGUUCAGUGUUAGUUGCUCUUGCUCGAUUGUAAUCAGAAAAAGAAAAAAAAUAAAAGAAAGAAAGAAAAGGGUUUGUAAGUUUGCAAGGUACAUUUUAUCUCUUUUUGUAUGAGUCUUGUGAUGAUGCCAAAAAGGCCUUUUCAUGGAGAUUCUGAAAGUGGGAGUGAAGCUCCAGGUCAAGAUUCUAAGCGGUUUAAGAAUGCCAUUAGAGAUGUUCUUGGACUCCUUUCAAUGGAGGAUAUGACGAAUAAAAUGGAACCUUUUCUUCGCCGAGUGGUGAGAGAUGAGGUGGAGAGGACAGUGCAACGCUUCUUUCAACCAUCCUUCAGACCGUCCUUCAAUCAAGCUGAGACAUCAAGAGUUGGAGGCUUCCUGUUGCGCUUUAUUAACAAACCGCCUAGCACCAUUUUCACUGGUAGCAAAAUAGGAACCGAGGAUGGUAAUCCUAUCAGAAUUGAAUUGUUGGAUGCUAAUAGCAAUACUAUUAUAAGUUCUGGUUCUCUUUCUUGUAUCAAGAUUGAGAUUCUUGUCCUCGAUGCUGAUUUCGGUUCUGAUGAAAGAGAAUAUUGGAAUGAGAGUGAAUUCAAUUCCAGUAUUAUCCGCGAAAGAGAGGGUAGAAGGCCCUUAGUGACAGGAGGAGAUUUGAUGAUUACAUUAAGAGCUGGUGUUGGUUUAAUAAGUGAUAUAGUUUUCACUGAUAAUUCUAGCUGGCAGAGAAGUCGAAAAUUUCGGUUAGGAGUUAGACCUGUGCAAAAAACUUGUGGUGAAAUAAGGAUUAUGGAAGCUAUUAGUGAAGCUUUUGUGGUAAAGGAUCAUCGCGGAGAGUUGUAUAAGAAACAUCACCCCCCGCGCUUCAACGAUGAAAUAUGGCGGUUGGAAAAAAUCGCGAAAGAGGGUGCAUCUCAUAAGAAGCUGGCUGAGAGGGGAAUUGAUACUGUUGGGAAGUUUCUGCAGUUUUAUGCAGUUAAUCCAGCUGAACUACGAAAUAUGCUUGGUGGAGGAAUCUCAAAGAAGACAUGGGACACAAUUAUAGAGCAUGCAAAUGAUUGUGUUGUUGAUGAUCAGUUAUAUGCUUACUAUGAAUGUGAACAAACUUUUGGACUUCUUUUCAAUUCUGUCUAUAAGGUUAUAGGAGUAACAUUUGAUGGGCAGAUUUAUGAACCUCUAGAUAAACUAGCUCCUCAUCAAAAGGUCCUAGUGGAAAAUUUGAAGCGACAAGCUUAUGCUCAUGUGAAUAACUUCAUUCCAAUUGAUGAUCGUGCCAUUUUCGGCCCUUCAAGGCCCUUGACAUACCCACAAACUGAACCAUUUCAGAAUCUGAAUCCCGGUCUGCAACAACUUGAACAGCCACAGCAAGAGCAACAAGAAAUGCUGCUAGAUUUUAACACAAUAGAGAGUGGAAGUCAAUUACAAUUUUCUUUAGCACAAAACAAUCAUCCAGGACAAGUAUUAUCUCAAAUGUUAAGGAACAGUUUCAAAUUAAUGGAUCCAUUUUCGCCUCCUAAUUAUACAGGAGAAGCUAUUUGCUCUACUAGUUUAUCACAAUGGCCACUAGUAACAAGCAAUCAACAACUAAUCCCUGAGGACAUUUCUCAGUUUCCAACAUCAACAUCAUCUCCUGCUAAUCCAAUCAUUUUCGGUUCAAGUAACGAAGGAGAAGUUGAUUUCUUUUCUUCUUAUCCAAGAUAUGGUGUACAUAUGUCAAGAACUAGAAAACCUAAAGCAGGAUGGUGCAAACUACGAGCUGCCAUCAAAUUUCACUCUGUCAGGCGUCGUGUUGCUGCAAAAAAGCCAUGGCAAAGCUUGUGUACCAACUUCCAAGCAAGCUUCUGUAUGUAGAUUACUAGACUUUUAGGAAUCAAAAUGCUUCUCAAGGCUAAGGAGGUAAGCUUAAGCUCUCCUGAGUUCAUGAGAGUUAGAUAAGUAGAUUUUUAGCUGGCUUUCCUGUGUUUAAUUUUCUUGCAAAUCUUUGCUCUCCUUUCUUGUAACAAAUUGCAUAAAAGGGGAAUGAGAGCUAAAGUCAAAGUUUUUAUUUGAAAAAUCCCCAAUAUAAAAAAAUAAAAAUAAAUAUGAGAUAGAAAUAGAUGGGAGUUCAAUUUGGUCC
Jatropha curcas is the source of this 2212-nucleotide messenger RNA. It is a transcript of the gene CBP60G, whose product is annotated as Cam-binding protein 60-like G. Gene Ontology annotation, molecular function: calmodulin binding; sequence-specific DNA binding; DNA-binding transcription factor activity. Gene Ontology annotation, biological process: regulation of salicylic acid biosynthetic process. The record is from RefSeq and is a predicted model, not a curated record. Gene Ontology annotation, cellular component: nucleus. NCBI's taxonomy places the organism in Eukaryota, Viridiplantae, Streptophyta, Magnoliopsida, Malpighiales, Euphorbiaceae.